Molecule: messenger RNA, 3181 nt
Organism: Propithecus coquereli (Coquerel's sifaka)
Lineage: Eukaryota; Metazoa; Chordata; Mammalia; Primates; Indriidae
Gene: ADCY2
Product: adenylate cyclase 2 (brain)
Exons: 21
Coding region: 110-2512 (800 amino acids)
Biological process (GO): adenylate cyclase-inhibiting G protein-coupled receptor signaling pathway; intracellular signal transduction; cAMP biosynthetic process
Cellular component (GO): plasma membrane
Molecular function (GO): adenylate cyclase activity
Source: RefSeq, a predicted model, not a curated record
AGUUAGAAACACUCACCCCAUUGAGCAGCUCUUUCUGUCUCCUUAGAUCCUGGCCAACGUGAUCAUUUUCAUCUGUGGGAACCUGGCGGGCGCCUACCACAAGCACCUCAUGGAACUUGCUCUGCAGCAAACGUAUCAGGACACGUGUAACUGCAUCAAGUCCCGGAUCAAGCUGGAAUUUGAAAAACGUCAGCAGGAGCGGCUGCUGCUGUCCUUGCUGCCGGCUCACAUAGCCAUGGAGAUGAAGGCCGAGAUCAUCCAACGGCUGCAGGGCCCCAAGGCGGGCCAGAUGGAAAACACAAACAACUUUCACAACCUGUACGUCAAACGACACACCAACGUCAGCAUCUUAUACGCUGACAUUGUUGGCUUCACCCGGCUGGCGAGUGACUGCUCCCCAGGAGAACUUGUCCACAUGCUGAAUGAACUCUUUGGCAAGUUUGAUCAGAUUGCAAAGGAGAACGAAUGCAUGAGAAUUAAAAUUUUAGGAGACUGCUACUACUGUGUGUCGGGACUCCCUAUAUCUCUCCCCAACCAUGCCAAAAACUGUGUGAAAAUGGGACUGGAUAUGUGUGAAGCCAUAAAGAAAGUAAGGGAUGCUACCGGCGUUGACAUCAACAUGCGCGUGGGCGUGCACUCUGGGAAUGUCCUGUGUGGCGUGAUUGGUCUGCAGAAGUGGCAGUACGACGUGUGGUCACAUGACGUUACCUUGGCUAACCACAUGGAAGCUGGAGGGGUCCCUGGACGUGUCCACAUUUCUUCUGUCACCCUGGAGCACUUGAACGGGGCCUACAAAGUGGAGGAAGGAGAUGGUGACGUCAGGGACCCCUACCUAAAGCAGCACCUGGUGAAGACCUACUUCGUGAUCAACCCCAAGGGAGAACGACGGAGUCCCCAACACCUCUUCAGACCUCGCCACACCCUGGACGGAGCCAAGAUGAGGGCGUCCGUCCGCAUGACCCGGUACUUGGAGUCCUGGGGGGCGGCCAAGCCCUUUGCACACCUACACCACAGGGACAGCAUGACCACGGAGAACGGCAAGAUCAGCACCACGGAUGUACCAAUGGGUCAGCAUAAUUUUCAAAACCGCACCUUAAGAACCAAGUCACAAAAGAAAAGAUUUGAAGAAGAAUUGAAUGAAAGAAUGAUUCAAGCAAUUGAUGGAAUCAAUGCACAAAAGCAAUGGCUCAAGUCUGAAGAUAUUCAGAGAAUCUCACUGCUUUUUUAUAACAAAAUACUAGAAAAAGAAUACCGAGCCACCGCACUGCCAGCGUUCAAGUACUACGUGACUUGCGCUUGUCUCAUUUUCUUCUGCGUCUUUAUCGUGCAGAUUCUUGUAUUACCAAAAACAUCCACCUUCGGGAUUUCCUUUGGAGCUGCGUUUCUCUUGCUUGCCUUCAUCCUCUUCGUCUGCUUUGCUGGACAGCUUUUGCAAUGCAGCAAAAAAGCCUCUCCCCCUCUCAUGUGGCUUUUGAAGUCCUCGAGCAUCAUUGCCAACCGUCCCUGGCCACGGAUCUUUCUCACAGUCGUCACCACGGCCAUCGUCUUAACCAUGGCCGUGUUCAACAUGGUAAGCCCCGGGCUGAAAGAGAUGCUAAGUAUUUGCCUGUUUCAGUACUUCAUAUUCAGCUGCAUUCUGGGCCUGAUAUCCUGCUCGGUGUUCCUGCGGGUGAAUUACGAGUUGAAAAUGUUGAUCAUGAUGGUGGCGUUGGUGGGUUACAACAUCAUCCUGCUCCACACCCACGCCCACGUCCUGGGUGACUACAGCCACGUCCUGUUUGAGAGACCAGGCAUUUGGAAAGACCUAAAGACCAUGGGCUCUCUUCUCAAGUCGUCUGGGCUAGGAAGAACUUUGAAGUCGCAGGAUUUAUACCACCAGUCCUAUGACUGCGUCUGCGUCAUGUUUGCCUCCAUUCCCGACUUCAAGGAAUUUUAUACGGAAUCAGAUGUGAACAAGGAGGGCUUGGAAUGCCUUCGGCUCCUGAACGAGAUCAUCGCCGACUUUGACGAUCUGCUGUCCAAGCCGAAAUUCAGCGGAGUGGAAAAGAUCAAGACCAUCGGCAGCACGUACAUGGCAGCAACGGGUCUGAGCGCCGUGCCCAGCCAGGAGCACGCCCAGGAGCCCGAGCGGCAGUACAUGCACAUCGGCACCAUGGUGGAAUUCGCUUUUGCCCUGGUGGCCAAACUGGACGCCAUCAACAAGCACUCCUUCAACGAUUUCAAACUGCGAGUGGGUAUUAACCACGGGCCUGUAAUAGCUGGUGUGAUUGGCGCUCAGAAGCCACAGUAUGACAUCUGGGGCAACACCGUCAAUGUGGCCAGUCGGAUGGACAGCACCGGAGUCCUGGACAAAAUACAGGUCACCGAGGAAACGAGCCUCAUCCUGCAGACGCUCGGGUACACGUGCACCUGUCGAGGAAUCAUCAACGUGAAAGGAAAGGGAGACCUGAAGACGUACUUUGUAAACACAGAAAUGUCGAGGUCUCUUUCCCAGAGCAACCUGGCAUCCUGAAGAGUGGCCUUCGUUUUGGCAAGAGACUGUAUUUUCGGGAAGGUACCACGUACUUUCUGACUGCAACUUUUGUCCCUGUUUUUGAUGUGUGUGCUCUGUUCACAUGUCCUAUGGAGCCUUUGCAGACUAGUUCCUGUGACCCAGUGGCAUACCGUUUGGUGUCUGAUGUGUGCCCAGAUUGUUCUGCCACUUGCACUGUGCUUACUCCUAAGCAAAAGGAAAAAGGAGCUCGCGUGAUGAAAGAAAAGCAUUCAGAGAACUAAUAAAGAGGAGAGAGGUGAAACAAACAAAAAUUCUUAAGGCAAUAAAACUAGGGGGUGUAUAUUAUCUUCUGGUGCAUGUUCUUUUCUGGAAAAUAUGGUAGCUCGCCAAACGCAUCCGCUAGUCUGAUAUUCAAACACACAGUAUUUGUGAAUAAGUUGAUUCUGUCACCCCACAUAGAGUCUGUGCUCACUCACGGGUCCCAUUGCCAGUGGCCAUCCAAGGGCCCCACUGGGACCCGUGACUCUUGUCCCUUUGCUCUGUGUGUCUCAUGCCAGCCGCACGUUGCCAUCGAUCACCAGGAUUAGUCCUCACAGCCUAGGACCAGUUUUGUACCAAACUCGUCUGAUGUUUUGAUGCCAUUUGUCUUUUGUAAGGUUAAUUCAUUAAAAGUUUUAUGUACUUUGA